Messenger RNA from Neodiprion virginianus, 1686 nucleotides. It is a transcript of the gene mRF1, whose product is annotated as peptide chain release factor 1-like, mitochondrial. Gene Ontology annotation, biological process: translational termination. Bases 180 to 1400 code for a protein of 406 amino acids. Gene Ontology annotation, molecular function: translation release factor activity. The record is from RefSeq and is a predicted model, not a curated record. Lineage: Eukaryota; Metazoa; Arthropoda; Insecta; Hymenoptera; Diprionidae. The transcript is spliced from 2 exons.
CCGAGGCGAGCAGACGACGUGAUUAAGGUGUGAUUCAGGUGUCAAGUACAGGCACAUAACCUACAAUAAAGUUGUCUAUUUAUAAUGUACAGAAUCUGAUAUGUCGUGAGUUGGUCCAAGUGUAGUUAUAUAUCAGUGAUCCGAAUCACUUUAAACUAGGUGAAGAAUCACUCAGUACAAUGUCCGCGUUAUUUGGAAGCCUUCGAACGUAUUGUUUGGUCCGAAGUAUUAGCAGGUAUAAGCGAUCGUCACUUCCGAAAAGCUAUGCAAGUUUACAGUUGCCGACUAUACUUUGCCUAAAUAGAAGAAAGUUCAGCACCGACGCCAGAAUCACAAUCGCAAAUGCGGCAGUAAGGAAAUACCUGGAUAGUAUAAUUAAAAAGUAUGACAAUAUCAAGGCUGGGCAGGAUACUCUUCAAAAAAAUACAGACCUCGUACCGGUGGUUAGUUUACUCGAAAACCGGCUAAGUAUCGUCGAAAACAUGACCAGCCUCAGCGAUCUGGGUAAGGACAAGGAGAUAAAGGAUCUUGUGGCGGAGGAGAUGGUGGCGUAUAAAACGCAGCUCGCGCUUCUGGACGAGGAAUUGAUCGAGACGAUAUUGUCCAACACUGCCCAGGACGCGUGCAGAGACGUAAUUUUAGAAGUAACCGCCGGAGUUGGGGGUCAGGAGGCGAUGUUAUUCGCCAAGGAUAUCUACGAGAUGUACUUGGGGUACUUGGACUACUUGGGAUACGAGUACGAGCUGAUGGAUCUCGGGCUUUCGGACAUAGGCGGAACGCGGCACGUGACGAUCUCGGUGUCGGGGGACGGGGCGUUUUCGACGUUGAGACACGAGGCGGGUGUCCACAGGGUGCAGAGGAUACCCACGACGGAAAAAUCGGGCCGAGUUCACACGAGCACUGUUACAGUGGCGGUCCUCCCCCAGCCGUCGGAGAUCGAAAUUUCCCUCGCCGAUAAGGACUUGAAGAUCGAAACGAAGCGGGCAUCGGGAGCCGGCGGGCAGCACGUCAACACGACCGAUUCGGCGGUCAGAAUGGUCCACUUACCUACCGGGAUCACGGUCGAAUGUCAGAGUCAGAGAUCUCAACUCAAGAACAGGGAGUUGGCGCUGCGGACGUUGCGCGCCCGUAUUUACGCCAAACAGCUUGCCGAGCAGCAAUCGACGACAUCGGAGUUGAGGAGAAGUCAGAGAGGGCUUGGCCUUAGGAACGAGAAAAUUAGAACGUACAAUUACCAACAGAACAGGGUCACGGAUCACAGGAUAGCAAACGGCACGGUCCAUAAUUUGAAAGGGUUUUUAGAGGGGGGAGAAGUACUCGCGAACCUGGGGAAAAGUUUGGAAGAGGAAUUGCGCAAAACCUUAUUUCUUGAGAAUGUGAACGCAGCACGAAAUGGCUGACGUGCAAUGCUGGUCCUCGUCACGCAUAGAUUAAUGAUCAUAUAGAAUGGAUUUAUAAACUAUGUAAAUAAGUCGAAUAAACAAAGGUAAUUAUUGAUACAAAAUUGACGUGACUAUAUGUAUAUCUUCGGAUCGCGAGUUCAUUAUGACAACGUACUCUUCGCGAGUCCAUUAUUUUAUCGUGGGUUCAAACUCACUUCUCUGUUCCCUAAGGAAUCGAUUCAAUAUAUGUAUUGUGGAGAUUUUAUGUUUUGUGAAUAAAGUAUCUCAAUUUAUUUGAAAAACA